AUGGCCAGGGACACAGCGGAGGAGACAGUGAGUCGCAGCGCUAUCGGUGAGCCGCCGCAAUUUACGCUGGCCGCACAAAGAUCGACUGCCUCCUCUUCAUCACCAAUGGUGAGGGAUAUGGCUAGGGACACGGAGGAGAUGACGACGAGUGGCAGCGACACCAUUCGAUCAUCAGCGGCGAGCAGCUCGAAGAUCAUACCCCCGCGCGUGCGCGCACUCGUCCUCAGCUCUCUUCCAGUCGCUGCUGUUCGAGGCCUCCGGGAGAACCGUGAACCCCGUGAGCGGCGCCGUGGGGCUCCUCUGUGCCAGAAACUGGCGCGUCUGCCAGGCGGCGGAAAGCUGAAGCCGAUACCGGAUCUCGUCGGCAGCCCAUCGCCGGACGUGGACGACGCCUCCGACUGCACGGGGCUAUUCCGGCCUCGGGAUUCCACCUCGCCGCAUCACAAGCAGCGCCACACAGUAGACCCGCCAGCCGGGGCUACCGUUCUCGAUCUCAGCCUGACACCUGGAUUUUCAAGAAAGAAGAACAGGGGCCCUGAUUCAGACGACGACGCACGGCGGCUCUUGAGCCCCUCGAUGAAUUUCGAGGAGUCUCUAACGACGACGUGCGGUGAUCUGCCAGCUGGGGAGAUCAACCCAUCACCGGACGUGGACGACGCCUCCGACUGCACGGGGCUAUUCCGGCCUCGAGAUUCCACCUCGCCGCAUCACAAACAGCGCCGCACAGCAGACCCGCCAGCCGGGGCUACCGUUCUCGAUCUCAGCCUGACACCUGGAUUUUCAAGAAAUAAGAACAAGGGCCCUGAUUCGGACGACGACGCACGGCGGCUCUUGAGCCCCUCGAUGAAUUCCGAGGAGUCUCUAACGACGACGUGCGGUGAUCUGCCAGCUGGGGAGAUCAAGCUGUUGAACCUGUUUGGUUGA
Striga hermonthica is the source of this 924-nucleotide messenger RNA. The record is from the annotation of a GenBank genome assembly. Lineage: Eukaryota; Viridiplantae; Streptophyta; Magnoliopsida; Lamiales; Orobanchaceae.